AGUGUCCUGCAAAGAUGGAAGUAGACGACAGAGAAUCAUCUUGUAUCGCGAAGAUGUCCCCGGGUACGUCCAGCUUCGCAGACCGUCUAAAAACCUUGAGCCGUUCGUGGCAGUGAGAGAUGAGAAGAGUUGAGGGCACCAAAUAAAGAGGAACUGCAGGGACGCUCACAAUUGACACGAGAUAGCCAGGACUAGCUGUGAAGAUGGAGAAAGCUGCACUGCUGCUGUUUUGUUGCCUGGUCAUGUCUUUAUCAGGCUCCCCGCUCUACCCAUCCAUUAGGUUUGGCCAGAGGGAUACAUCCAUUCUGAUGACAUCUUCUAUAAAGAAUCCAGCAGAGCAGCCGGAGGAAGACGCGCGUGCUCCCAGGGAGCGAGCAGAGUUACGCUCCGGACGCCACGCUGAUGCCAUCUUUACCAACAGUUACAGGAAAGUCCUGGGCCAAAUCUCUGCCAGGAAGUUCCUUCAGACAAUCAUGGGCAAACGGCUGGGAGAGGAAAGUGCGAGCUACAUGAAACGUCAGUCUAAUAUCUACGAAGGGACCUAUAAAGAAGAUCUGACAUCCAUCCAGAGCGAUCAGAGAUACAGAGGAGUGCAAAGGAAUGUCAUGAGGCCCAGACUGCUGAGUUGAGAUUGGUGGAUCGGACAGAUUCAAGGCUGCCUGUGCUCCGCUCCAACGGCACGUUUCAUAACCAUCACUGCUUGUUUUCUUAUACUUCUUCCAGCCUGGUCUUUACAGAUGAAAAUGAUAUUGUCAUAUUUUUUUGUUGAAUUCCCAUUAAACCCGUGAAGAAAACUUACA
This is a messenger RNA of Perca fluviatilis (European perch), 800 nucleotides long. RefSeq names its product growth hormone releasing hormone (gene ghrh). The record is from RefSeq and is a predicted model, not a curated record. The transcript has 7 exons. Gene Ontology annotation, cellular component: extracellular region; perikaryon; terminal bouton. Gene Ontology annotation, biological process: adenylate cyclase-activating G protein-coupled receptor signaling pathway; positive regulation of growth hormone secretion; positive regulation of cell population proliferation. Gene Ontology annotation, molecular function: growth hormone-releasing hormone receptor binding; growth hormone-releasing hormone activity; peptide hormone receptor binding. Lineage: Eukaryota; Metazoa; Chordata; Actinopteri; Perciformes; Percidae. Bases 204 to 629 code for a protein of 141 amino acids.